Messenger RNA from Ceraceosorus bombacis, 873 nucleotides. The record is from the annotation of a GenBank genome assembly. NCBI's taxonomy places the organism in Eukaryota, Fungi, Basidiomycota, Exobasidiomycetes, Ceraceosorales, Ceraceosoraceae.
AUGUCGAGCGCACAGCCAAGGAUCAGACCGAUGGAAGAUAGAGACGUGGAUGGAGCUGGCUGGAUAUUCGCUCAUGGCUUUGUGCCCAUGAUGCAGAAUGUCUUUCCAUCGGGAACAACGGAAGAUCUGAUUCGCGCCCGCAGUGCACGGAUUGGGCACAGUCUACAGGAAGUUCGAAGCGGCAAAAGACCAAAGGGCAGAAUGGAGGUGGUGGUGCGAGAUGCGGUUGAUGCGGCCGGAAAGGUGGCACAAGAAGAGCAGCUGCUUGGCUUUGUGGAGUGGAGAAUCGUCGAUGUUGAAGUGGAGAGGCAGCAGCGUGUGGAAGCGCAGGAGGAUGCCAAAGAAGAGGACGAUGCGCUGGACAGGAUCAUGGCCAUGUAUCCCUCGGACGCUCGCAUGGAUCUGUACAAAAAGAUGAUUUCCAACUUUGACAAGGCACAUCACCAGUAUGCCGGAAAGUUCAGACAUGCGUGUGAGUGACUCAGACUGCAUCUAACGCUCCGCAUUCGUGAUUGCUCGAGAUCUCGAGGACAUCAUCCCGACGUGCCUGCCUACAGCAGGCUUUAGCGCGUACUCGUGACUGAAGCAACGCGCUGCUUGGCCACUCCACUCCACUCUACUGUGACAGACGUGGAAAUCUUGGGCGUGUCCCCACGCCACGCACGAAGCGGCGCUGGGAGUCUCGUACUCGAACACAUCGCCGAAGCAAGCGCAAAAGAAGAUGUACACAAUAUCUUUUUGCUUGCCGCUCCAACGCCCUCCGCCGUGCCAUUCUACAAGAAGCACGGCUAUAAGGAGCUGGCAAAGGUAACAAGCGAGGGUCUCGAAGAUUCUAUCGCAAUGCUUUGGACGCGACCCGAGAACACAUCGUAA